AUGGCCCAACCAUUCACUAUCGCAGAGCAGCUCCAUACCAAGGAGACCCCCAUCGGCGGCAUCUCGGUCGCGCUCGACCUGGACCAGGCCAAUCUGUCCAACUGGGUCAUGAUUGACCGCCUCGAUGACGUUGGCGGAACAUGGUAUGCGAACCGCUACCCGGGAUGCCGAUGCGACGUGCCUGCCGUCGCCUACUCCCAUUCGCGCUUCACCAACGCUCAGUGGACCGAGACGCAUCCGCUGCACACCGAGAUCCAGCGGUACUGGGUCAACAUCUGCAAGACGCAGGGUCUGAACAACCGCAUUCGGCUUGAGACCGACUACGUCAAGGCUGAGUGGGACGAGGACAAGGAUGUGUACCACGUCACGCUGCGCGACAACAAGACCGGCAAGGAGUACACCGAGGACUAUCGGGUUAUCGUUGGUGCGACGGGCGUCUUCUCCGAGCCGCAGCGCAUCGAGGUCCCCGGCGAGAAGCAGUUCAAGGGGCGCGUUGUGCACGCGGCCCGCUGGCCGAAGGACCUGACGAACGAGGCCAUGCACGGCAAGACGGUUGCUGUCAUCGGCAACGGAGCGUCUGGCGUGCAAAUCGUGGGCACUCUGGGCCGAGACGACAAGAUCAACCUCGUCUCGAUCGCCAAGAGCAAGCAGUGGCUCAUGCCUUCCUCCUCGGGCCCCAUCACGCAGGACACGAACAGCUCCCCCGUGUCGGACAAGCUGCGCGACAUCCGUCAGCGGCAUCCGUGGUUGCAGCGGCUGCACCGCUGGGCCAUCCUCACCUACAUCGACCGUCGCUUCUACGUCCAGUGGGAGAAGGAGGGCGCGGCCGAGCGUAAGCGGAUGGAGAAGAAGAUUGGUGAAUGGAUGAUCUCCCGCGCGCCCGAGCACCUGAAGGAGCACAUCGUGCCCGAGUUCCCGUUCCAGGCCAAGCGCUACAUCUUCGAGGACGGCUACUUCAAGGCGAUCAACAGCCCGCACGUCCGCGCCGUCUUUGCGCGCUUCCAGGAACUCACGCCCAAGGGCGUCCGGACCGACACGGGCGAGGAAAUCCCGGCCGACAUUGUCAUUCUCGCCACGGGAUACAACGCGGAGCACAUCGACAUGGAAGUCACCGCGCCCAAGGAGAGCACGAACAACUACAAGACCCGCGCCGACCUGACGUGGUACCACGGCACGGCUCUCCCGGGCCUGCCCAACUACUGGACGACGCUCGGCGGCAACUGGGUCGUGAACCACAGCUCGGUGACCGAGAUCCUGGAGGUGCAGGCGUCGUAUAUCACGCAGAUCGUGCAGGCCAUGCGCGACAAUGGCAUCACGCGCCUCGAGGUCAAGGCCGAUGCGGCCAAGGCGUACGACGACCGCAUCGCCGCGCGCCUGCAGCGCACGACGUGGCCGCGCAUCAAGUCGUCCUACUGGCAGAAGGGCGGGCACGGGCGCAUCUUCACGCACUACCCCGGAACCGUCCUGGAUCAGUGGUGGGACAACGCCUGGCCCGUGUGGAAGGACUACAUUGGCGCCGAGAAGCUGGCCCGUCGCCAGCAGAUCCGCAAGACGGUCGCGCUCCUCGCACUCAUUGUUGCGGCGUCGUUUGGCGCGUACAAGUUUGGCCCCGCUGUCGUUGCCAAGAGCCACGAGAUCGUCAACAGGCUCUACGACGCUGUCGUCAACGCUCCCAGCAUCCUCAGCAACGCCCGUCACAGCAUCGUCUCGCUCAUCAACAGGUCGUAG
Messenger RNA from Trichosporon asahii var. asahii CBS 2479, 1728 nucleotides. RefSeq lists its product as uncharacterized. The record is from RefSeq and is a predicted model, not a curated record. Gene Ontology annotation, molecular function: oxidoreductase activity. Bases 1 to 1728 code for a protein of 575 amino acids. NCBI's taxonomy places the organism in Eukaryota, Fungi, Basidiomycota, Tremellomycetes, Trichosporonales, Trichosporonaceae. The transcript has 2 exons.